This is a messenger RNA of Ascochyta rabiei, 1146 nucleotides long. RefSeq lists its product as uncharacterized. The record is from RefSeq and is a predicted model, not a curated record. Lineage: Eukaryota; Fungi; Ascomycota; Dothideomycetes; Pleosporales; Didymellaceae. The coding region runs from base 1 to 1146 and encodes 381 amino acids. The transcript has a single exon.
AUGGGCGGAAAGGUCUUCGAGCUCGUGAAGAUGCCCAACGGCGGCCCACCUGAGGUACCUCGUAUGUCGCCAGAUUUAUACAAGAAGGUGAUAGCAGACUGUCAGCCAAAGCUCCAAGCUCUCUUCAGGAACGUCGUUGUUCCUCGAGAUGUUGUUGGUAAAAUCGACCACGGUGACGUCGACUUCCUUGUAGAGGGAAUUCUCUCCACCACUCCAGCGGAGGCAAUUUGGGAGACAACAAAGACCAGAUUCGGAGCCGAGCUGCACGUACCACGAAAUCAGUCGCAGUCCUUUGGUAUUCCUCACCCAGAGAUAUCAGGUGCUUUCGUGCAGGUCGAUGUCGAGCUCUCACCUGGCAGCGGCACGUCCGACAGCGCUGAGCUCUUCGAGUGGACAAAGUUCAUGAAAGGCGAUGCGGACCUUCUCCAAAUCAUCGGAAUUGCGCAUCGGCCUCUAGGUAUCACCUGCAACGAUCGAGGGCUGCAUCUGCGUCUCGAGCAGAUAGAGCCGUACGACAAGAAAAAGGCUCUUUUGUUCUUGACGCGCGAUCCUGUCCAGGCGAUGCAAUUCUACGGCUUCGACGUCGACAAAUACCACAAGGGCUUCGAGGACGAGACCGAUCUGUUCGAUUGGGUGGCUGCCGGCAGGUUCUUCUCAUCCGAAAUCUUCGAGCGCCGAGUCGAGAGGUCCGACGAUCGAUCUCGGCAUUCCAAGAGGCCCAUGUACCGCCACUUUGUCGAUGACUACAUGCCAAAAACACACAGAGGCACAGGUAAUGCCUGGUCCAGGGAAAGCGUUCUUUGCGAGGCCAUCAAAACAUUUGGUGUGCAUGCCGAGUACGACGCUAUGAUGACCGUGCAUCUCACAAAGGUAGCGGAAGAGGAAUUGUGGAAGGAGGUCAAGGCUGUUAUACCAGCCCAAGACAAAGCUCUAGCAGCUGCAGUGCGAGCCCUCCGGCGCCGCGUCGUUUUUAGCAACGGCAAACCACGAAUCGCCGAUACGCCAACGCUGCCUGGAGAUUACAUUGUCUGGGCGGAGCACGUCUCUGAGAGCAGCAAAAACGAUGUUCUGAUGUGGGUUGAGAAGAACUGGCGGGAGGUUAAGAGCAGGGACAAAGCAGGUAUGAACGCUGCUAGAGAAGCAUGA